Molecule: messenger RNA, 3599 nt
Organism: Stylophora pistillata
Lineage: Eukaryota; Metazoa; Cnidaria; Anthozoa; Scleractinia; Pocilloporidae
Product: CREB-regulated transcription coactivator 1
Biological process (GO): positive regulation of transcription by RNA polymerase II; protein homotetramerization
Cellular component (GO): nucleus; cytoplasm
Molecular function (GO): cAMP response element binding protein binding
Source: RefSeq, a predicted model, not a curated record
UCUAGACUGACAACACGCUCCAACUUACUCUUUCCAAUAUGGCGAACCCGAGGAAAUUUGCUGAGAAAAUUGCCCUGCACAAUCAGAAACAGGAGGAGGGAACGCGUGCUUUCGAACAGAUUAUGAAAGAGGUUUCCAUACUAGAGCCUACCAAAAAGCCCCCACACCAGCAGAUGCAGCAACAGUACUUUGGGGGAUCGUUGCCGAAUGUGAACAUCAGUUUAGCACAUGCACACCGAUUAGACCUACAGACCGCGUUAGAUAGUCUGGAUCGUCUCACAGGGAUGCAUCACAGCGUUGGUGAUCGUAUGCCUAUCAGUCAUAAACAACGAUUCCAAGGCGGCCGAACUCAAUUUAACCCGAACAAUCGUUUUCGGGGAAUAGACACAUCUCCCUACCAUGUGUCUGGCUGCCAUUUAUCACCUCCUCAAGAUCGGUAUUCGCAAGAUCAAGGUUGGCGAGAUAGACGAAUUGCCUCUGAUUCUGCUCUCCAUGACAGUGUUGUCCGUGCAGAGGUGAAACCCAAAGAGAAAACAUUGCCAUCACAUGAAAGAAAGGUUCGCAGUCCAUCUAGACCAAAGUCCUGUGAAGUGCCUGGAAUGAGUUUCCCAGCAGAACACAUGUCACAGACAAGCCCCAACUUACCAAUAGCCACUGCCAGUACAGGUGGUUCUCUUCCAGACCUCACUAACCUGAAUAUCAUUCCUUCUCCAUUAAUAACACCCCUUGACAAUGAUGAACAUGUGAAUCAAGCUUUGUCUCCAACCCAGCUUCAAAUGUCACAAAGACAGAGUCCUGUUCGACGGCCAGUAGCGAAUCAGCAGCAAAUGAGGAAACCACAAUUCACUGACCAGAUACCAUUAAUGGAUGCCAAUCUACGGCCUCUUGAAAGCAGGUUGCAACAAUUCCAGUUAUAUCCCCAGAAUAAUGAUUUCGGGUCACAUGGAGGCUCUGCCAUAACUACAAGUGCUUCACCAACACUUUCCCCCACAUCAUCGGCACCUAUGACUCCACUUUUCAGUAGCCUUCCCACUAGUCCAUUGUCAUCAUUUAAUCCUGAGCUCUACUUUAAACAGCAACAACAACAGCAAUCAAAUACACAAGCAUUACAACAACAACAACUAGAACAGUUUUCUGUGCAUCGCCCAGUGGCAGUAGGAGGGAUGUUGAAUUCUUCAAUGCAACUGCCCUUCCAAACUUUGUUGGCACAAACACCAACUACUAUUCCAGGUCAGGGAAUGCCUAGCUUAGCACAUUUUUAUGGUCCAGGUCAUGCAAGGGUACCAGAUUUAAUUGUGACUGAUGAUGAUGGAGUCAAAUCAGACUUUGCAAAAGAUCUUAGUACAGCCAUGGGCCAUAUUGGUGGGGAUGAUGCUGGUGAUGUGUAUGCCCCUGAUGAUCCAUUUCAAAAGGUUGUGCUUGAUCCAUUGGACAUGGAAGGCUUUCAAAUGUUGGCUGGCCAGGAUUCAGAGCUCACUGAUGCUGCAACAGAAGAUCAGUUCCGUUUGGACCGCCUUGGAGCUACAAGAUUACAUUAACAAUGAAAAAAAUACUUCUAAAAGAAAGAUGUUGUAUGUUUGCCUUGAAUCAGCGAGGAAGAUAAUGGAGUGCUUCACAUUUCUAUGUGGAAUUUCUUAGUAAUGUCAUUAUCAUGGUGACCUGUUUUUAUCCUGCGGGUAACUUAUUUUUUAAUGUACAUGUAUAUCAAUUAAUUAAUGAAAAUGCCAUGCCAUGUAAAGUAAAAUAAGUUCUAAGUAGUAUUUUAUUCGGGGUUAAAAGUAAAAUAGCAAUAAGAUGGUUCUUACCAAAACUCAACCCUUUUGUAUCCAUAAUUAUUAUGUAUGUGUAUCAUAGAGCAAAUGAAGUUAUGCAUUCCAAAGGAGUUCUCUCUUCUGCUAACAACUGCCUAUCAGCAGUAUCUGUAUGUGCAUUAUGUCACAAUGUAUAAUGUAUAUGUGGGACUGCCAACAGUUUUCACUGUUAAGAUUCAUUUUAACUGAAGACAUUACAACAAACAUAUUUGAAAAAGCCAUAAGCCAUUCUAGUGAACUGGUACUCCAAGGCAAGCUAUGUAGUCAAGAAAAUGGGAAAAGUGCACCCAGUCCAUGUCAACAUGUCAAACAUUUGUUUACCAACAGCUGGGAUUGGCAGCUUUUUGUUGGUUUUCAGACAGUCUGCACAUUCAAGGAUAAGCAAAGAACAUACCAAAUUAGCUUAUUCUUAUUAACAAAUGACUGAUAUCAGUAACAUGAGGGGUAUAUGUGCAUCUCAGAAACCCCUGGGGGGGGGGGCUUGAAAUCUCUCCCCGCAGUCUGGAUAGAUUUAUCUUAAAAUUACAAUUUUGGUUGAAACUCUUCUAGGCCUAUUUGCGUUUUGGUAGUCCAAAAUGCACAAAACUUGGUUACCAUCUUUUCUUUUUAUAAGAUAUCAGUGUGUGUGGACUGUGGUUUACUUAUUAGAUGGAACUAAAGAAUCGAAGAAGAGGAGAUUAUGCAAUUUAUCAUUUCUUUAAAUGCUGCUGGAGUCUCUCACUUGUCCAUUGCUUCCACUAGAGUUGGUCAAAAAUUCCAUCUUAUAAGUAAACUAUACAUAAGAAAUAGUAUAUUUUGAGCUUCGUUACAGAACAAAGAAAGUUGCUUUUCAUUGUAGCAAAUAACAACUUUCCUAAGCUUCAAAUGGUGUGCCAAUGAUAAAGACGUGUGAAAUUUCAAGAUUAUUAAGAGCUAGAUAUUAACAUGAACUGAACACAGAUGUCUGAGAAGAGUUCUAUCGUCAAGUAUUGUGCAAAUGUUUUAUGGUUCUUGUUUAAAAGAUUCUGUGUUAUUUUGUGGUCUUUUAAUGAUUUUCAUGGUGUAAGAUGCUAGUUAUUUGUUUGCAUGAAGUCUUUGCUGGAAGGGGUCGUAAUGCUAGGUACAUGAAUGAAAAAGAAUGUAGUCAGUUGAAUAGUAAGACAAAAAACUAAUCAGUUGAACUGGUAUAAAUGUUUUUCCCAUCCUGUUUCACCGUGACACGUUUAUGGUUACUCUGGUACAUCCUGACGUCGCUGUAUUUUAUCUUACGUAAGAGACUAGUUAUUACUAGGUAACUCACACUUACUGAUGGUGAAUUAUAAAAAGAGGCUUGUAACCAUUCAUUUUGGCACAGUUUCUUGUGUACGAAUGAGGGAUGCCACCACAAAAAGCCUUUGAUUUAGCUUGUAAAUAAUGUACAUUUAUGUAUCCAUCAAAUAUCGGCUAAAUAGUUGAAAAUAUAUUAGUUUCAUAUCUGAAAGACCACGGGAAAUUAUCGAUGUCACAUGAAACAGUUUGGUGCGUGGCUAGUAGGGAUACGUAUGUUUACCAUUUGAGCUCAUGUCCCAACCUAACAGAUGUGACAUGGUUUUAGGUGGUGUGGUGGAUGCCUCCCUAUUCUGAAUAUUAUUUUAACGUUAUUUUUGUGAUAAAAAUCCAGUAAUAACUUACGUCAGUUAGGAAAAGUUAGCUUUUCUGUGGUAUUAAGUGAGCAGACUUAAGAGAAGUGAAGUAUUUAAACAGUAGGGCACAUACUUAACUGAUAUCGAAUUUGUCCUGGAGUAACAUUAAAAUUCACAAGUUAGUCUU